Manis javanica (Malayan pangolin) is the source of this 3015-nucleotide messenger RNA. RefSeq names its product abraxas 2, BRISC complex subunit (gene ABRAXAS2). Gene Ontology annotation, molecular function: microtubule binding; polyubiquitin modification-dependent protein binding. Gene Ontology annotation, biological process: attachment of spindle microtubules to kinetochore; mitotic spindle assembly; protein K63-linked deubiquitination. The record is from RefSeq and is a predicted model, not a curated record. NCBI's taxonomy places the organism in Eukaryota, Metazoa, Chordata, Mammalia, Pholidota, Manidae. Gene Ontology annotation, cellular component: nucleus.
GCGGGCCGGAAGGCUGUGUGCCCUCGCAGGAUAUGAUGGGAGAGUAGGAGAUAUCCAUCAUGGCGGCUUCCAUCUCGGGCUACACCUUCAGCGCUGUGUGUUUCCACAGCGCCAACAGCAACGCAGACCACGAAGGAUUUUUGCUGGGAGAGGUAAGACAAGAGGAAACCUUUAGCAUCAGUGACUCACAAAUCAGCAACACAGAAUUUCUGCAAGUAAUUGAAAUCCAUAACCAUCAGCCUUGUUCAAAACUUUUUAGUUUUUAUGACUAUGCAAGCAAAGUUAACGAAGAGAGUUUGGACAGGAUUCUUAAAGAUCGGAGAAAGAAAGUUAUUGGGUGGUACAGAUUCCGGCGAAACACGCAGCAGCAAAUGUCGUACAGGGAGCAGGUCAUCCACAAGCAGCUCACCCGCAUCCUUGGAGUGCCCGACCUUGUCUUCCUUCUCUUCAGCUUCAUCUCCACUGCCAACAGUUCCACUCAUGCUCUAGAAUACGUCCUCUUUAGACCAAACCGAAGGUACAAUCAGAGGAUAUCCCUUGCUAUUCCCAAUCUAGGCAAUACUAGCCAGCAAGAGUAUAAAGUGUCUUCAGUGCCAAAUACUUCUCAGAGUUAUGCCAAAGUUAUUAAAGAACAUGGUACUGACUUUUUUGACAAGGAUGGAGUAAUGAAAGACAUCAGGGCAAUUUAUCAGGUUUAUAAUGCACUUCAGGAGAAAGUACAGGCAGUGUGUGCAGAUGUAGAAAAGAGUGAGCGAGUUGUUGAAUCCUGUCAGGCAGAAGUGAACAAAUUAAGAAGACAGAUCACUCAGAGGAAAAAUGAAAAGGAACAAGAAAGAAGGUUGCAGCAGGCGAUGAUAAGCAGACAGACGCCCUCUGAAAGUGUGGAACCAGUAUGCACCCCUCGGGGGCCCUGCUCUGAGUUUGCAGUGGAAGGUAGAAGUACACUUGGAGAUGUAGAGGCCUCUGAUCCUCCUCCCCCUUAUUCUGAUUUUCACCCAAACAAUCAAGAGAGUGCCUUGAGCCAUUCUCGCAUGGACACGAGCGUCUUUAUGCCUCGACCUCAAGCCGUGGGUUCUUCCAGUUUUGCUUCCACCAGUGCCGGACUGAAGUAUCCUGGAAGUGGAACAGACCUUCCUCCUUCCCAAAGAGCAGCUGGAGACAGUGUUGAGGAAUCAGACGACAGUGAUUAUGAAAACUUGAUUGACCCUACAGAGCCCUCUAAUAGCCAGUACUCACAUUCGAGGAAUUCUCGACUCAUGCCACAUCCUGACGGGGGCUCCAGGAACACUCAGACCUCCCAGAUUUAGCUAAACAAAGAAACUCUCCACUUAGCACUGUUUUUCUUAAUCGCUUAUUGAGAGAGUUUUUUGAGGACUUAAUCUGGGGGAAGAACUGCUUUCUCAGACCCAUGGACUCCCAAGAGGGGAGUCCUUGGGCCCAGAACUUAUAGGAGCCUCAAAUCCGCAGGUCCUCACCUGUGGACCCAGCGUGCAGGUUUCAGGACAGAAUCAUUAAGAUAAUCAAAUUGUCCUAAUUCUGGUGCGAUUCAUGGAUGUACUGGUAAAUUUAGGCAAAGUGAAACUUAUUAUAGUUUCUGUUAUUUAAAAUAAAUUGAAAAUUAGAGACUAAGCACAAUUAGUCUAUAAAUGUUCUGUAAAUCAAAACCUUACCUCUUGCACUAUCAUGCCUUGAAAUUUACUUUUUCAAAGGGAAAUGAGUUUAGCAGCAGCUUUCAAAGAACCUUCUUUCUAUGGUGAGCCAAAUUCAUCUUUGCCAGAAAAGAAAUUUUGAUAAUUUCAAGAAGCCUGAUUGGAACAAAUUGGAUGUACCUUCUCUUGUCUGCAUGACUUUGUGAGAUCAAAAGAGAGGGCUUUCUUUCAACUUUUUUCUACUAGCCUGAUAUGUAUUGUCACUUAAAAUGGUUGCCUUUAAAAAAAAAAUGUAGAAAUACUAAUUACCAGUAAAUAAUCAUCCAAAUAAGUAUAUCAUAAAAUAAAGUACUGAUUUUUCUUCCCGGGAAUUACAGUGACUUCUCUGUUGCAGUGGCCACAUGUAUGGCCUUAAGUGAAGUCUUAAGUGAAGGACACACAGCCGAAAGGAAUUCUGUUCCAGACAUGAGUUUAAUAAUGAACAGAUUCCAGACACAGUGGAUUUAGCUAAUUGCGUACAUAAAGGAUAAAACUCAUUUAGAUCUUCUGACAAAUCCUAGUGUUAGUUUUAUUUGUGGAGGAAAGACAUUUAAUAAGCUGUUCAGGUAUCAUGGUGAAUAAAGUUUCAUUUUGAAUCUCAAUAACCAUACUUUUUUUUUUUUAAGUUGCCAUCUGGAGAAUAGUUGUGGGAUGUGUGUAGACUGUCUGUUGAGAUGCACUUACAUUGUUAUUUAAUUACUGCUUGUUUUCUAGUUUUGCCCAGAAUUUGAAACCACUGAAGAUGUUGCUAGCAUGUUAGGUUCCUGGUGUGAAAACGACAAGACCCAGCAUUUGUGAUGAGGUCAGCCCAUGAUGAUAAUGCUGUGGAAUAUAACUGCCUUUCCUUUGGACUAGUUAAUAUCUGUAAGAAUAAGCAAGUUGUUAAAGAGACUUAAAACCCAGGUUCUGAAAAGUAGAUUCAUUGUGUAGGCGAGAAGUUAACUCACUGAGCUCCAGAUGCACUCUAAAUUAAACAACAAUGUGGACUGAAAAAUGAAAUGCUGAAACUGCCAUUCUUCAGAUAUCUACUCCAUGGGCUCUGUAUUUUAAUAUUCUCCUGAUUUUGUUGGCCUUACACCACUGCCAUUUGAUUUGAAAUGUUGCAGACCACUUUAUCUGCAAAUGUUUUCCAGUUCCUAUCAGUUACCCUCUAGCAGCUUCAGCACCAGUGUGAAUUUGUUUGUUUGUUCUUUUAAGUGCCAUUGCCACCUCCUCUGUUCAGAUUCUGACGUUCAGGAAAAUACUUUUAUUUUUAUGCCAUACUGAAGCCUACAAUGUAUAUCUGACAAAGCAGUUAAAUGUGACAAUAAAGACUUAUUUAAUCAUG